GUUUAUGUUUUAAAAAUGGGCACAGAAGAAAUAUUAACAAUUGAGAUGGCUUCUGAGGUGUUAAGCCCCGAAAAUGGAUUCCGGCAAUCUCUAACCAUGGCAGUAGCUGCUAUAUGCCUGGAAUGUGGUUUUGAAUCGACGGAAAAUAUAGUUUUGGAAACUUUGACAGAAAUGCUGCAAAGCUACCUCACAGAAGUAGGCAACAGCACUCGUGCAUAUUAUGAACACAGUGGGCGUACCAUUCCCACAGACAAGGACGUUAUUUUCGCUUUAUCCGAAAUGGGCUUCAGAAACAAAUCUUUGUUGCAAUAUUCACGAAGGGGAAAAAGAAUAAAUAUUGGGCAAAUUGUUAAAACCGUGGACACUUCUAACCCUCCUGUACUACAAGUUGGCAAGAGCAAGGGUUUCCCAACAUACGUGCCCGAGAAUCAUAAGUACCCACAUUUUCCUGACCCUCAUUCAUAUAUUAGGACAACGACGGGUCAAAAACCUGAAACUGACUAUGUGAUAUUGAGAGAACAAGCAUCCGCACAGAAGAGAGAUGUUGAGCGAGCUUUGACCCGGUUCGUAGCUCGAACCGGGAGAAGCCAUCCCUUGCUACCUGAUGAUAAGAAUGCGUUUCCAUUAAUAGAAGCACAACCACACCUGAUACCUUAUUUAAAUGCAUUACUACCUUCUGAGCAUGAAACAUUAAAGUUGUUCGAAGCUACCAAUGAUCAAAAUAAUGAACAGAAGGAACCGGUAAGAUUGAAAUGAUGUUAGGAAUUGUGUUGGUUGGAUAUCUAAG
Ciona intestinalis (vase tunicate) is the source of this 787-nucleotide messenger RNA. The record is from RefSeq and is a predicted model, not a curated record. NCBI's taxonomy places the organism in Eukaryota, Metazoa, Chordata, Ascidiacea, Phlebobranchia, Cionidae.